UUUACGCCCGAACAUCAAAGACAACCACCUCGCAUCUCCGCCAUUUCCUUGUGAUACCAUUUCAUAUUUUCCUUGAGCGUGCAUUGCAGUGCGCAACAUGUUUUCCGGGUCCAACUCGUAUUUGGGAGGCCAGAGUGGUCGUCCAGGUGGUCCCCAACAAUAUGGCUCGUUCCAGCCUCAGCAGCAGCAGCAACCACAGCAGCAGAACUUCUUGAAUCCGAAUCCGACAGGAUAUGGACAACCUCCAUUACAGCCAAGUUAUACCGGAUAUCCUAUGCAAAACCAACCGACAGGAUUCCAGCCCCAGCAGAUGCAACCACAACCCACAGGCUACGCCGGUCAACCAUCUCCAUUCAACAACGCUCAAGCUCCGCAACAACAGAGCUUCCAGACUGGAGCUCCGCCAAUGCCGCAGAUACCACAGCAGUAUCAAAAUCAAACCCAGCAGCAAGCUCAACCCCCUCCAGCAGCUCCGGUCCAAAAACCACAACCUACGGGCUUUGCGGCGAUGGCCGAUAGCUUCAAGACUACACCGUCAGCAGCUCCUGCCCGAGGUCGCAGAGCAUCGAAAUCGAAGGGAGCAAGAAUACCAAACAUACGAUUGUCAUUCAUCACAGCACAAGAUCAAGCAAAGUUCGAAACAUUGUUCAAGUCUGCAGUUGGUGAUGGACAAACUUUGUCUGGUGACAAGUCGAGGGAUCUACUGCUUCGAUCCAAGCUAGAUGGGAAUUCUUUGUCGCAGAUCUGGACUCUGGCAGAUACCACUCGAUCCGGGCAAUUACAUUUCCCCGAAUUCGCCUUAGCAAUGUACCUGUGCAAUCUGAAGCUUGUUGGGAAGCAAUUGCCUGCCUCAUUACCCGAGAAUAUCAAGAACGAGGUCUCCAGCAUGGUGGAUAUAAUUAAUUUUGGCGUGGCAGAUGAUGCUGUAGACUCGGCACCUCGAACGAAUGCUCCAGAUUUCAAUAUUCGACAGAAUGCUGCCUCUCCACCUACGAUCCAACAACCACAGCCAAUGCAGUCAAACUCGUCACUUCUACAAGCACAAAUGACAGGAUUUCCAGGGCAGCAGAACAAUUUCUCGCAAGGAGGAUUUCAGGGACAGCAACCAGGCUUCCAGCAGUCAAUGCAGACAGGUUUCGGCCAGAAUCAACAAGGAGGGAUGCAAUCGAAUCCAACUGGCUUCCAGAACCCCGCUGCUACUGGAUACAACGGACCCCGCCCACCAAUGCCACCAAUGCCCACUGGAUUUCAGAAUCAAGGACUCUCUCCAGCUCAGACUGGUUUGGGAGGCAUGGUUGCACCAUUGAACAGUCAGCCUACAGGUCGUCCUGGACAAUGGGGUCUUGUCAAUGCUCCGGCUAGUGGAUUGCCUAACAUUGACUUGCUCCAAUCACGGAUGAUGCCUCAACAAGGUCGCGAACAGGGCAACUUUACCACAGCUGGUCUGUCAGGCAAUGCAGUUAUUCCUUGGGCUGUUACAAAGGAUGAGAAGACUCGAUAUGACUCCGUUUUCAAGGCAUGGGACGGAUUUGGAAAAGGAUUCAUUGGUGGAGAUGUUGCAAUAGAAGUAUUUGGUCAGAGUGGUCUGGAGAAACCUGACUUGGAACGUGUCUGGACACUUGCCGAUCACGGAAAUAAGGGCCGACUCAACAUGGACGAAUUUGCCGUUGCUAUGCAUCUGAUCUAUCGAAAGCUUAACGGAUAUCCGCUCCCUGCACAACUUCCUCCUGAGCUCGUACCUCCUUCGACUCGAAACUUCAGCGAAUCUAUUGGAACCGUCAAAUCACUCCUAUCCCAAGAGUCCGAUUUCCGAAAGAAUUCAGGAGCAAGUCUGCUACCUCAGAAGACUGGAGUCAGCUAUCUUAAGAAUCACUCUUUCCGUGGCGACUCGGGAUUCGGCAACACUGGGCGAAAAGAUGCAACUGUUUUCAAGAACAAUGAUGACGAUGUAGGAUACAAAUCCAGUGCUCGCAGACGCUUGGGCGGUACAAACUCACCGCGUCCCUCAUCGCCAAGCUCCGCAACCUCGAACGAUGAAUUGUCUCUUGAACAAUUAAGAAAGAAGAUUCGUGAAAAGCAGGUGCUUCUGGAUGCCAUUGAUUUCAAGGAUGAGAAUGCCGCAGAUGAGGACGAUGCUCUUGACCGAAGAGACCGCCGCGAGGCCGAAGAUCUAUACCGCCGUAUUCGUCGCAUACAAGAAGACAUCGAUUCACAUCCUGAUGCAUCUCUUCGUAAUGUGGAUUCUGGAGCUGAAAGUCGGAUAUUGAAGCGACAACUUCAAUCUCUGACUGAUAAGCUUCCUGAAAUCGCGUCAGCAGUACGAAAGACAGAGCGCAAUAUUGCUGAUGCAAAGCUUGAGCUCUUCCGUUUGAAGGAUGCCAAAGCUCAUCCUGGUAGCGCAUCUUCUAUCGUUGGGACAGGUCCUGGAGGAUCCAUUACCGAGUCAGAUCGACUCAAGGCUCGUGCUAAAGCAAUGAUGCAACAACGCUCUGCUGCUCUUACAGGACGAAAGGUCGAGUCGAGUAAUGAAGAUCUCGAUGCGCCAAAGAGAUUGGAGGAAGAAAAUGUCAAGAUUAGGAACGAAAAAGAGAAUAAUGAGCGCAUGGUCAGAGAUGUUGAAGAUAGUGUUCGUGACUUCUCUCGUGGUCUCGAGGAUAGUCUGAAAGAGGGAUCGUCCGAUUCUACGAGCGAGCAUGAAGAGCGACGAUGGGAAGAUGGUCUUGGUGUCGAAGAUGAGGUUAAAGAUUUCAUUUUCGACCUCCAGAGGUCCAGCCGGUCCGCACGAGUCAGAACAGAAGACCGACGUGGAUCGACUCGAGAAACAUCUCGGGUCGACACACCUUCAAGAUACGAGAGUCCCGCCAAAGCCUCUCCCCCGGUGGAGGCACCUGCUGCGAGAUCGACUCCAACACCUGCGGCUGGAGGAACAUAUGCGCAAUACAAGACGCCAGAAGACCGAGCUGCGUACAUCAAACAGCAAGCUGAGCAACGGAUGGCCGAGCGUCUUGCUGCCCUUGGCAUCAAGGCACCUACGAAGCCAGGAGAAACAACUCAACAGAGAUUGGAACGUGAGAAGAAUGAGAGAGCUGCUAAAUUGAAGCAAGCAGAAGAAGAGGACGCCAAGCGUGAGGCUGAGAGGCAAGCCAGAAUCAAUGAAGAACAAGGAAUACCCCCACCAGCUCCAGCGGCUGCCCCAGCUGCACCAGGUUCCAGAAAGCCACCACCACCACCAUCACGAAAGGCUGCCAAGAGUGACGCUAGUGAACGUAAGGCCGAGGAAGAACAGAGAAUGCUCGAAGAACAGAAAGCCCAGAUUUUGGCUACACAGGAUCUUCAGGACGAUGCUGCUCGACAAGAAACUGAGCUCGCCAAGGAAGGUGAAUCUGCUGCUGCUCGUCUAAAGGCGCUUGAGGAACAAGUCAAGGCUGGUAAAGUCAAGAAGGAAGAAGAGAAGCGAAGGAAGAAGGCUGCACAAGCUGAGGCUAAGGAGAAAGAAGCUAGACUGGCUGCUCAACGAGCUGAGAUUGAAGCUGCGCAAGCUCGUGAGAGAGAGUUGCAGCGUCAACUAGAAGCUAUGGACGAUUCCGACUCUUCCGAUGAUGAUGAGCCAGAACAAGUCACUCCACAAGCUUCAACUCCGACACAAAGUAGCCAAGAAUUUGAGAGAAAGGAAAUCUCUCCACCACCUCCACCUGUACCAGCUGUUGUACCUCCGAUCCCACCUGCGGCAACAACCACCUCACUGCCGCCUGUGUCCAGUCCAGAUACUGAAACCAGAAAUCCUUUCUACAAGAAGCUGCAAACUGGUGGUGACGUUUCAUCACCUUCUGCUGCCAUGUCCAACAACCCUUUCCAUCGACUACCUCAAGAGACCAAGGCUCCAGAACCACUCAUCACACAACCUACAGGAAGCCGCUCACGUGCUCGCCCUGAAGAAGACGAGUGGUCGGUCGUUGGAUCUGAUAAAGAGGACGAUUCCUCUGAUGACGAAGGUCCUGGUGCAGGCAAUGCUCGUCACCUUGCAUCCAUUCUUUUCGGUACAAUGGGUCCACCUCGUCCUCUGUCUGCCGCUGGUGGAGCAGGAUCCACCCCUACAAGUCCAGCAAUGAGAGAUUCGCCGGCUUCUCCCCCGCCCCCACCACCUAUGCCAAGUGGAGGCGCUCCUCCUCCACCUCCUAUGCCAAGCUUUGGUGGUCCUCCACCUCCUCCGCCGAUGCCUGGAUCUGGAGCCCCUGGCGGCCCACCCCCACCACCUCCUAUGCCUGCUGUCAGUGCACCUCCUGGUGGUGGAAGACCAGCAGGUUUGCUGGGUGAGAUCCAGAUGGGCAAAUCUCUCAAGAAGACACAAACGAAGGACAAAAGCGCUGCAGCUGUUGCAGGCAGAGUUCUGGAUUGACUUGCUGAGACCGAGGAAUAGAUUUCUUCAUGUGGGGGCAGGACGAUUACGACUCUAACUCGUGAUGGAGAUAAAUGGGAGUGACUAGGAUGGAUUGGUGUAUUAUACUCGUGGCGGGAACGAACAAUGAGAUAGAUAUAGCACCCUUCAUUAGCACAUAUGAGAUUGGAGAAUGAACUACACGUUGC
Molecule: messenger RNA, 4584 nt
Organism: Mollisia scopiformis
Lineage: Eukaryota; Fungi; Ascomycota; Leotiomycetes; Helotiales; Mollisiaceae
Exons: 3
Coding region: 98-4396 (1432 amino acids)
Biological process (GO): endosomal transport; endocytosis
Cellular component (GO): plasma membrane; cytoplasm
Molecular function (GO): calcium ion binding; actin binding
Source: RefSeq, a predicted model, not a curated record